Messenger RNA from Bombina bombina (fire-bellied toad), 1724 nucleotides. RefSeq names its product sorting nexin 7 (gene SNX7). Lineage: Eukaryota; Metazoa; Chordata; Amphibia; Anura; Bombinatoridae. The coding region runs from base 42 to 1367 and encodes 441 amino acids. Gene Ontology annotation, molecular function: phosphatidylinositol binding. The transcript has 9 exons. The record is from RefSeq and is a predicted model, not a curated record.
AGUUGCCUGUCACUCUAGCUGGGACAACCUCAUAUGCAGCGAUGGAGGCACAGUCCGGGGCACCGUGUGUACCAGCCUCUCCUGACUGUAUUCCCCCUGGGCACAGUGCGCUGCUCACCUCGCUGCCUCUGUCCCCGGACGCCCUGCACUUUGAUGACGAUGAUGAUCUGGAGGUAUUCAGCAAGGAUGCUGCGCUGAAUGAUGGGAAUUCGUUCAGUCCUCUGUUAUUAGCCUCUCCGUCAUCCAUGACAAACCAGUAUAGGUUUGAGGACGAACCAGAUAUCAUCAAGGAUAUAUUCAUUACAGUGGAUGAACCUGAAUCUCAUGUAACAGCGAUUGAAACCUUCAUUACGUACAGAAUUGCAACAAAGACAUCACGUAGCGAAUUUGACUCAAGUGAGUUUGAAGUAAGGAGAAGAUAUCAAGAUUUCCUCUGGCUGAAAAGCAAGCUUGAAGAUGCCCACCCCACAUUGAUCAUUCCACCGUUACCAGAAAAGUUCAUAGUUAAAGGGAUGGUUGAAAGAUUUAAUGAUGAUUUUAUUGAAACUCGGAGAAAAGCACUGCAAAAAUUUUUAAACAGAAUUGCUGAUCAUCCGACAUUAACUUUUAAUGAAGACUUUAAAAUUUUCCUAACAGCUCAAGCAUGGGAACUAACUUCACACAAAAAACAAGGACCUGGACUUUUCAGCAGGAUGGGUCAAACUAUUAAAGCCGUAGCGUCUACUGUUCGAGGUGUGAAACAUCGACCGGAUGAGUUUACCGAAUUAGUUGAAUACGUGAAUGCUUUCAGUCAGAAAAUUAAUAUGAUAGAUAAAAUAUCCCAAAGGAUUUUAAAAGAAGGAAAAGAUUAUUAUGAAGAAAUGAAGGAAUAUGGUCCGGUCUACACUCUGUGGUCUGCCUCCGAGGAGGAGUUGGUAGACUCUUUGAGAGGCGUUGCCGGAGGUAUUGACAAGUGCUGUAAAAUCAUGGACUCUUUAAAUUCUAAUCUGUCCAGAGAUCUCAUUCCAAUUAUACAUGAGUAUGUUUUAUACAGUGACACACUGUCGGGUGUACUGAAACGAAGAGAUUAUAUUCAGGCAGAGUUUGAUAGUAAAGUGGAGAUGCUUGCCAAUAAAAAGGCAGAUACAGAAGCACUUAAAGAAGAGGUUGAAAAACUUGAAGAUAAAAUGGAAUGUGCAAAUAAUGCUUUAAAAGCUGACUGGGAUAGAUGGAAACAGAACACGCGAAAUGAUUUAAAACUAGCGUUUACCGAUAUGGCUGACCAUAAGAUCAAUUACUACGAAGAGUGUCUUGCUACAUGGGAGUCCUUCCUUUCAUCUCAAACAUGUGAACUACAGCUGGAUGUGAAGCAAGAAGACUCAUCUUGAUUACGCUCAACAAACUCCUUGCCUUACCAAAGAGGUCCUCUUUUAUAUAACAGCCAAAUGGAACGAUGCUGAAUAACCAUAUAUACUAUUAUAUUAAUGUGGCUACAAUCAGAAAUACUCACUGCCAAGAAACAACAUUGGUUGUCUUCCAAUUGCAUGGUUCUUUUAUUGGAUCGUGGGAAGUGAUCAGUGAACGACUCGGUUGUCGAGAGUUGCAGUAUAAUUUUGUAUGCAUGACUGAUAUUUGAAAAUAUAUAUAUGUAAAUCAUGUCUGUGUUACCUUGAGUUUUUGUAUCUAGUAACUAUUUUAAAAUAUUAUGUUUAACAAACUUUUAAUUAAAAAAGUGAAAUAGGAAA